Messenger RNA from Gambusia affinis (western mosquitofish), 1356 nucleotides. Its product is annotated as macrophage mannose receptor 1-like. The transcript has 4 exons. Lineage: Eukaryota; Metazoa; Chordata; Actinopteri; Cyprinodontiformes; Poeciliidae. The record is from RefSeq and is a predicted model, not a curated record. Bases 450 to 1166 code for a protein of 238 amino acids.
UUCUCAUCCAUUUACAGUCAGAUUCCUGGAGUAGAAACAGAAACAAGCUUCUGACUGCCGAGUUCAAUUUAUCUAAAUAAACGUGUUAAAGUCCCGGCCACGAAUCCCUGAUCCAAACCGACCCUGGUUCUGUUCAGUGUCUCCUGAAGUUGCUGGUUGCUCGUUGCUGUAGUUCCCUCCUUCCUCCCUCAGGCCUGCUGGCCGUCUCUGAUCUCCAGUCGGUUCAAACCAUCCGGCAGUUCCGCUACGUCGGCCUGGCGAAGAACUGGAGCGACGCCCAGACCUACUGCCGGGAGAGGUUCUCCGACCUGGCCGCCAUCCUGAACGCCGCCAACGGCACCGAGGCCCGGCAGGCGGCGGGGACCUCCCAGGUCUGGAUCGGACUCUUUAACGGCAGCUGGAAGUGGUCCCAGGAUGAGAACCGGCUUCCCCCCAGCAGCAGCGGCUCCAUGUUCACCAUGUGGAGCUCCAACGAGCCGCAGGACCGGAAAUGCACGUUGCUCAGUAAAAGCGGGUACUGGUCCGCCAAGGACUGUGGAGACCUGAACGAGUUUUUAUGUUAUGAUGGUUCCUCUGGCAACGACGUCCUGGUGAAGCAGAAGAUGAGCUGGUUUGAUGCUCAGGCGUACUGCAGGGAAACGUACACAGACCUGACCUCCAUCAGAGAUGUCAUCAAGAACUACAAGAUGACCACCCUCCUGCCUGACUCCACUUUCAACCUGUUCAACAUUAGACCCCCAGCGGUGGCCUGGAUCGGCCUGCACCGGUCCGACUGGGCGUGGUCCGACGGCAGCAGCGCCUCCUACUGGCCGUGGGCCGCCCAGACCACUACAGAGCAGACCGACUGUGUGACGAUGGACUCCUCCAGCGGCAGCUGGUCCCAGCGGUCCUGCAGCGACAGCUUCAGCUUCCUCUGCAGCGCCGACGUCGUUCUGUCAGCGACCAGGGCGCUGAAGAUUCGUCUGCAGGCCGGAUCUGCAGACCUGAACGACCCCGCCGUGCAAGAAUCCAUCCUGCAGCAGCUGAGGGAGAAGAUGGAGGAGCAGGAAGUGGCAGAGGAGGUGAAGCUCAGCUGGAGGAUUCAACCUGACGGGAAGAUUUUCCACCGGCAGCAGGAGGAAACAGCGCCCCCUGCCUGCGAGGCGGAAACAUGCCACUCAGUUUAACACGACCACUAAUUAGUUGCUGCUUCUUCUCGUUGGUCUGUGGUGUAAGUUUCUGGAAGUUAUUGGUUUCCUAUUUAUGCUAAUUGGUAACAAUAAUAACAUUCAUUCACAGGAUAAAUACUUUGUGAUUGUUGGCAUCAUUUGUUGAAAUAUGUAAUCAAAUCUUUCAUUAAAGCAGGUUAAAAAUGUC